AGAAAGUAUAAAUACCCCCGAUGUGUCCGGACUGCAGCGGUGCUGGUGAGUGGUACAACAAGACUUAGCCUGGUUAGGGAAUUAGAAACGACAACUCAGACAGACUGAAAUUAAAUACCAGACAUACUUUGACCAAGACUGAUUUUACAGCACUGGGAAAUCACUUUUAAUUUGAAAAGAUCUCUGAUUUCAGAAGAUACUCUUUCGAUUGGAGAAGACGCGGCGCUUACCAGAGAUAAAGGACAUACAUUUUAAUAAAUUCUUUAUUUUUUCCGCUCUUGAGUGCAAUUUCCAUUGCAGAAGAUGUGUUCGACUGUGUGUUUGAUCUUUUUACUCCUGUGCGUAAUGAACGCGGCUCUUUCCACUCCAUUUGAAUCAGAGGAUAUUGUACCUGUUCGGAUAAACGGCAGAAUCAGCGGCCGUUUUUGGAAAAGAAGCGAGGAGCUGCCAAGAUUUAUCCUCAGUGCAUUUGGCAAGGACAUGACUCUAAAUCUCAUCCCAGAUACAAGCUUUAUCUCGCCCUCCUUCACCAUACAGCGCAUCAAAGCCAGAGAUGUUGGCGCUUUACGCGGCGCUUCAGAUGCCCAACGUGUAGAAUUUCAGAAUUUCAGGAACCAGACAGAGGAGAGUGAAGGGCAGCUUAGGAGCUGCUUUUACUCGGGGAACGUAGAUCAAGAUCAACACUCGGUUGUGUCGGUCAGCUUGUGCUCCGGCAUCUUUGGCUCCUUCAUAACGGAGGGGAAAGAAUACUUAAUUGAGCCCAAACUUCGUGGCGGUCUGGGGCCAGACUCUGCAGAGCAGCUGCAUGUCAUCAAAAGGAGGACAUUCACCAAAAGCCACGGUGUUCCCCUACUGUUUGAUCACGCUGCGGCGGAGAGCCGAGCGGAGAAGCACAAUGAGGAAAGUUUUACGCACGGCGACAGUGACGCACGGAGGGAACCUCGCCGGAGACGCUUUGUUUCCGCACCACGGUUCAUAGAGACCCUGGUGGUAGCAGACUCAACAAUGACCCACUUCUAUGGAGAUGAAAUAAAGCACUACAUUCUGACCCUGAUGUCGAUGGUCGCCCAGCUUUACAAGCACCCCAGCAUAAAGAACUCAGUGAACAUGGUGUUGGUGAAGAUGUUAGUGGUGGAGGAUGAGGAGGUCGGCCCUGAGGUCUCCAGCAAUGGAGGCGUGGCACUGAGAAACUUCUGCUCCUGGCAGCAGCUCUUCAACCCACCAAGCCAGAGGCAUCCAGAGCACUAUGACACUGCCAUGCUCUUUACCAGAGAGGACAUCUGCGGUCAGAAGAGCUGCGACACGUUGGGUGUGGCUGAUGUUGGGACGAUGUGCGAUCCCAAAAGAAGCUGCUCAGUAAUUGAGGAUAACGGCCUGCAAGCUGCCUUCACAGCUGCACACGAGCUCGGCCAUGUGUUGAGUAUGCCUCAUGACGACUCCAAAGACUGUGAGAGGCGGUCUGGAGAUCUAGGAGGACAUUACCUGAUGGCUCCUCUGUUUGUCGGCCUCAACAAGACUGCACCUUGGUCUCCCUGCAGCGCUAUCUACAUCACAGAGUUCUUUGACAAUGGACACGGGGACUGCCUGCUGGAUGUCCCUGAGAGUACCAUGCCGUUACCAAGUGAGCUGCCAGGCACCAAGUACAGCCUGGACCAGCAGUGCCAGCAGAUUUUUGGAGAGGAGUUUGUCCACUGCCCCAACACCUCAGACAGUGAUAUUUGCAGCCAGCUGUGGUGUCAGGAGGACGGGACGCCUCAGUGCUCCACCAAGAAUGGCAGCCUGCCCUGGGCUGACGGCACCCCCUGUAGCCUCAAUGGGACCUGCCUCCAUGGAGCUUGCAUGCCGACCCAGGAGGUGAUGCAACCGCUGGUGGUUGUGGAUGGCGGCUGGAGCUCGUGGGGACCGUGGCAGCAGUGCUCCAGAACAUGCGGAGGUGGGGUGGAAUUCUCCUAUAGGGAGUGCACUGACCCUGUGCCACAGAACGGAGGGAAGUACUGUGAGGGACAGAGGGUUCAGUACCAGUCUUGCAACACGCAGCCCUGUGACAACAAUGAAGGAAAGAGCUUCAGAGAGGAGCAGUGUGAGAAAUACAACAGCCCCAACUACCUGGACUACAACGGGAACAUGAAACAGUGGAUACCGAAGUACGCCGGUGUUUCUCCCAGAGACAGAUGUAAGCUGUUCUGCAGGGCCAGGGGCAGCAGUGAAUUCAAGGUGUUUGAAUCCAAGGUGAUUGACGGGACAACCUGUGGCCCUGACACCACAUCUGUCUGUGUCCGAGGCCAGUGUGUAAAGGCAGGCUGCGACCAGGUCAUUGGAUCCAACAAGAGAGUGGAUAAGUGUGGAGUGUGUGGAGGAAGUGGGCUCACCUGUAGAAAGAUCACAGGCUCCUACAACAAAGCAACCUAUGGAUACAGUGACAUUGUUACAAUUCCUGCUGACGCUACUAACAUUGACAUCAAACAGCGGAGCCACAGAGGAAUCAAACAUGAUGGGAACUACCUGGCUAUAAAGAGAGAGAGUGGUGGUUACAUCCUCAACGGGAACUUCUCUGUAUCCACGGUGGAGCAGGACAUCCCGGUGUUGGGUGCUGUGCUAAAGUACAGCGGCUCCUCCACCACGCUGGAGAGAGUCCAGAGCUUUAGGCAGCUGAAGGAGGCCAUCACCAUCCAACUCCUCGCCACAGCUGGGGACGCCAACCCUCCCAAGGUCAAAUAUACCUUUUUCAUCCCUAGAGAUGUGACCUUCAACAAAUCCAAGGAAAAGAAGGGUUCUUCAUCGUCUUUGCAUAUUAUCCAUCCAUUUGGCGUGACUGACUGGGUACUGGGGGAGUGGUCUGAGUGCUCCAAGAGCUGUGGCUCCGGAUGGUCCAGGAGGAACGUUGAAUGCCGAGACAGCGCAGGCUUCCUCUCCAGCCAGUGCGACAAAGACCUGAAGCCAGUAGACAUCAGGCCUUGUGGGGAUCUGCCAUGCCCCAUAUGGCAGAUGGGACCAUGGUCCGCCUGCUCACGAACUUGUGGUCAGGGGGAGCGCCGUCGCAGCAUCUUCUGCAUAGACUACACUGGGAAGACUGUUGAGCCAGAGAAGUGCAAUCCAAGUAAAAUCCCAGAGCCAGUCUCCGGAGAAUGUCUCAACCAAGACUGCUUAUGAGGAACAUGAGUACAGCGAACUUUCCCUUUAUGGUCUGACUGCACUUACCAACCAUGGAUGGAUUACUGAAUGGGCACAGGGACACAGAAGCCCAAGGGGUUUGGGGGAAGAGACACAAAAUGACCACAAAAAGACACAAAGCAACAACAAAGAGACAUAAAACCAUCACAAAAAUUAGUGUUAAAAAAGACACACAAAACAACCACAAAGAGACACAAAUGACUACAAAGAGAAACAAAAUGACCACAAAGAGACAUAACAUGACUACAAAGAAAUGCUAAAUUUCCACAAAGAGACAUAAGAUGACUUCAGAGACACAACAAAAAAGAAACUCAAAACGACCACAAUCAGACACAAAAUGACUGUAAAGUAAAGUAAGUGGAAAGACAACUACAAACAUCUCAAAGUCGUUUUGUGUCUCUGGGCUCAAAAUGUGGUUCAACUGCGUCUGUGCCCCGGAGCCCAUUGUCUCAUAAUCCAUCUAUGUUACCAGCUGGUUGCAUCAAGUCCCAUUAAGGGCAUUUGCCUGAAUAUUGUUUUGUCAUCUUUUGUUGACAUUUGACAACCACUAUUGAGAAUUGAAACAAUGGAAAUCUACCUCAGGAUGUACAUGUGAUGCCAUGUAUAGAUGCUAGAUGAAGGUGCUGUGUGUGUUUUCUCCUGAAAGAGAAGUUUUCUAGUCCCACUUUGAAUUGAAACUAACUUUUUGACUGAAGUCUAAUAUAAUCUAUUUCAGUAUGUCUUUUUUAGUUAGCUGUCACUUAAAUUGGGGCUAGAGCAAUGGCAUGAAACCUGCUGUCAAACACCAGCACAGUGUAAAUAUACCUCCAGUUGUCUUCCACAGAACUCAAACCCCUACAAAGUUUUGAUCGAGCCAUUUACCUAUUAUUGGUGUAGGUAUAUACGAUUGAUGCAUUGGGAUUUUAAGUCUCUGGGAAAUGCGCUCCUGUUUGAUUGCUUCUCUUUUCUACACACAUACAAAAAUGUGACUUGUGUUGUGAUGAUGUCACGUUUUUAUCCUGAAACAUAGCAUGGUUGAACUAUGGGGAAACCAUUGAGUGACUUUAAAUCUGAUAUUAACUUGUACUAGUUAGAGCCUACAUCAGAACAGAUUGUUUCAAUGCCAAACUAGAUGCGUAGAAUUGGUAGAAAUCUGAGUUUACACGGUAUGUAAAAAGAAUUAGCCUAGAUAAUGACUGGCCAGUCAUGACCGAAAAAACACAUGACAGAGACUUUCCCUCUGCCCUGUAGUUUAGUUUUAUCCUUUUCCCAGGUGCAUUAUAAAGCCGUUGAGAGGAACAGUGGUACAAACAAUCUGCAAUGCAACAAAUGUUUCCUCGGAGGUGUUAUUACUAAGUUAAGUGAUAAGCAUACUAUCUAUCAUGUAUAUGAAAAAUAACAUUAAUUUUAUUCAUUUCCAGACUUUUAUUUGUUAAUGCAUCAUAUGCAAACACUCACAGUUGUUUUCAUUUUUUUUGUAUGUAUAUUUGAUUUCUUCAUUCCUGUUGUUAAUUUACAGUAUGUUAUAAAACAAAAGAGAUGAAGCAUUAGGCCUAUAUCCCUUCAGUGAAGGACCAUACUAUUUUAUUAUAACAGCUUCCUUUUUAAGCUAUUUAUUUUUGUAAAGUUUUUACCUUGGACAUGUAAUUAACAUGGCAGAUGCUGCUGUCUUUGAGAUUUUUGUCUAUAAAAAUGGUCAAAUAAACACAUUUAUGUCAGUA
Morone saxatilis (striped sea-bass) is the source of this 4871-nucleotide messenger RNA. Its product is annotated as A disintegrin and metalloproteinase with thrombospondin motifs 8-like. Lineage: Eukaryota; Metazoa; Chordata; Actinopteri; Moronidae. Bases 304 to 3150 code for a protein of 948 amino acids. The record is from RefSeq and is a predicted model, not a curated record. The transcript has 9 exons. Gene Ontology annotation, molecular function: metalloendopeptidase activity; zinc ion binding. Gene Ontology annotation, biological process: extracellular matrix organization; proteolysis.